This is a messenger RNA of Prunus persica (peach), 3226 nucleotides long. Its product is annotated as potassium transporter 2. The coding region runs from base 474 to 3002 and encodes 842 amino acids. The record is from RefSeq and is a predicted model, not a curated record. The transcript is spliced from 12 exons. Gene Ontology annotation, biological process: potassium ion transmembrane transport. Gene Ontology annotation, molecular function: potassium ion transmembrane transporter activity. Lineage: Eukaryota; Viridiplantae; Streptophyta; Magnoliopsida; Rosales; Rosaceae. Gene Ontology annotation, cellular component: membrane.
UCAAGUUGGACAAAAUACCAGUCCGUAAGUUGCAAACAUGCAAAAUCAAUAAUCGCUCACACAACAUGUGGGCGGUUCCUACCCAAAACACCAACUCCAAACGGAAAGCCAUGUGGAUGUGAUUUGCCUUCUAUCAUUUAUCAAUUAAAUACAAAUGCAUUUCUUAAAAUAAUAAUAAAUUUAAUAAACUCCUCAUACUCUUUAUUUCAAAAUCAUAGGCGUCGCCUUCAGUCCGGCAUUCCCUCUCUACUACCGAUAUAAAAAUAUCCCCUCCACAAACCACAAAUUUAAAAAAAUUAAAAACAGAAAAACAGACCGUCUUCUUUAUUUAUUGGUAAGGUUAGAAGUAGGAGUAAUUGUAUCACCUCAAACAAAACUAUCAACUACUCUCUCUCUCUCUCUCUUCUCUGUAAGUUGUAAUCCUUUACAUUGUGAACUCCGUGUACGAGGCAUUGUACAUACAUACAUCAUACAUGGAUCCUCAGCUCGGUUCUGCUAACCAGUUCAAGGAGACAUGGAAGCAUACGCUUCUUUUGUCAUUUCAGAGCCUUGGAGUAAUUUAUGGUCAACUGAGUACUGCUCCCUUAUAUGUCUUUGGGACAAUGAAUGCAGAAGAUAUCAAAUCAGAGGAGACUGUUUAUGAACUAUUCUCCUGUAUUUUCUGGACUAUUAACAUCAUUUCUUUACUCAAGUAUGCCUUUAUAGUAUUAAGAGCUGAUGACAAUGGAGAAGGUGGUACUUUUGCUUUGUAUUCACUCCUGUGUAGGCAUGCUAAAGUGGGUCUGCUUCCAAAUGACACAAGUGCUAAUGAGGUUAUGCAUUAUGAGACGGGAAGUCCUUUCAAGAUAAAGGUGGAAUCAAGGGCUAGAAGAGCCAUUGAGAAACAUAAAAGUAGCCACUAUUUAAUGUUGUUCCUUGCUCUGUUCGGUUCCUGCAUGACGAUCGGUGUUGGGGUGCUUACCCCAGCUCUAUCUGUGUAUUCAGUUUCAUCGGGUGUUCAAAGAUCAAUGUCAGAUAUGGCACACUUAUUUUCAUCUUCACCAAGAAAACAGGAGGCCAUAUCAAAUGCUUUUGAGAAAUGUGAGUACUUUGUCAUCAAAGGCACUCUUGCACACAUGUCCAGUAAAAUGGAAAGCAAAGAAACCGGAGAAACUAAAAGGAGAAAUACACACUGCACCUGGAAAAUAAACACAACACAUUCUGAGCCUGUCAAUCAUGAUGGCCAAAGUUUAUCUGAUGUACCAGUUCCAACGGCAUCUGCUAUAUUGGUGUGCCUCUUCACACUACAACACUAUGGGACUCAUAAAAUUGGGUUUAUUUUUGCUCCAAUUAUUGUCAUUUGGCUGAUAUUUAUCGGUGGAGGCGGUAUAUAUAACAUUUUCCACUGGAACAAACAAAUUAUCCAUGCUGUCUCCCCGAUGUACAUGUACAGAUUUGUUAAGAACAUUGAAAUCAAAAGUUGGAGGUCUCUAGGCAGCAUCGUUUUGUGUGUAGCAGGAUCAGAGGCAAUGUUUGCAGAUCUAGGUCAUUUCAGAAAGAAAUCGAUCAAGAUUACAUUUGUAUGCUUGAUUUAUCCAGUCCUUGUUUUAUGCUAUGCCGGCCAGGCUGCAUAUAUCUCCAAAAACUUGCAUGCUGCAGAUUUCAAUCAUCUCAGUGAAUCCAUCCCCCACCGAAUUCGCCACUGGUUCAUAGCAUUAUCCCUUCUUGCUUCAGUUGUGGGAAGCCAAGCAACCAUAACAGCCAGUUUUUCCAUCAUAAAUCAGUGCCUAGCACUUGGUUGUUUCCCCAGAGUAAAAGUUAUUCAUACAUCAGAUAAGAUACAUGGGCAGGUUUACAUUCCUGAUAUCAACUGGCUAUUGAUGGUUCUAAGCCUCGCUGUUACAAUUGGUUUCCAUGAUAUUAUGAGAAUUGGUUCUGCCACAGGUUUGGCCGUAAUUUCUGGAAUGCUCGUAACGACUUGUCUCAUGUCACUCGUAAUUGCCCUGUACUGGGAGAAGAAUUUGUUUGAAUCUGUCUGUUGUCUGAUAUUCUUUGGAUCCAUUGAGGUAAUGUAUGUAUCAGCUUGUAUGUUGAAUUUCCAUAAGGGAGCUUGGUAUUUGGUUGUCCUUUUGGCAUUGUCCUUGACAGUCAUGCUUUCAUGGCAUUAUGGAACCAAGAAGAAGCUCGAAUUUGACUUACAAAACAAGGUAUCUGCAGAAUGGCUUACUGAUAUUAGCCCAGGCCUAGGGGUUACCAGGGUUCCUGGCAUUGGUUUCAUUUAUACUGAUAUAGUGACAGGAAUUCCAGCUUUCUUCUCACACUUCAUUACCAACCUUCCUGCAUUUCACCAAGUUUUGAUCUUCGUGUCGUUCAAGUCCCUACCGAUGCCUUACGUCCCUGCAAGUCGGAGGUAUCUUAUUGGCAGGGUUGGCCCAAAAGAUUUGAAGAUUUAUCGGUGUGUCGUGAGAUAUGGAUACUGUGAUCCUAUUAGGGACACUGAUAAUUUUGAAGAACAGAUUAUUAGUUCAAUCGGAGAGUUCAUUACCAUGGAAGAAAAUGAGUUUGAAUCCCUGAAUUCAUCAGAAGGAAGAAUGGUGGUUGUUGGAAAGCCACCAGCUGAUGGAAGCGCUUUGAUUCCAUUGAAUGAAACAAACUCAGAUGAGGAGUCUGUGAGCUUGGUGAGCAAUAUUGAAACUCAGCUAGCUCCAAUGGUGGCCGAUGCAGUGGAGAGUGGUUUGGGUUCAGUGAUGAGAAAAAAGGUGCGGUUCAUGUUGCCCGCGAAGAGUCCGAAAAUGCGAGCAUCUGUUAGGGAUGAGCUGCAAGAACUAAUAGAUGCAAGGGAGAGUGGCACAGCGUACUUCCUGGGGCAGGUGCAUUUAGCAGUGCGUGAUGGCUCAGACGUGUUGAAGCGCUUGCUGAUCAUGACUUAUGCGUUUUGUGAUAAAAAUUGCAGAGAGCCUCCAGUUGCUCUCAACAUUCCUCAUGCCGCUCUUGUCGAGGUUGGUAUGGUCUGUUGCAUAUAAAGCAUUAAUUGUAAGGCCAUGCCAGACGUUGGGGCAGAGGAGCAAUGAUUUGUACAAAAUCAGGAAAGAAUUCAUCGGAGAUGAGAGGAGAUAUAUAAGAAAACACAUGUAUUGUUUAAGUUUUUUAAUUUCUUGUAGUAGCUCGGAAUCCAUAUAAAAAGUUGACAAGAAAGAUACAAUGAAACCUAAAAUCUGUCCAUAUUGGUGCAUUAUGCAUAUAUAUA